Messenger RNA from Lotus japonicus, 1299 nucleotides. RefSeq lists its product as uncharacterized. The coding region runs from base 342 to 1016 and encodes 224 amino acids. The transcript is spliced from 8 exons. Lineage: Eukaryota; Viridiplantae; Streptophyta; Magnoliopsida; Fabales; Fabaceae. The record is from RefSeq and is a predicted model, not a curated record.
UGUAAUUCUUCCUCUUCCACCUUCAUCCUCUUAUUUCAUCUUCUUCACUAAAUCUUACCCAUAUAAAAAACCCGAAAUCAAAAAUUCAAAUCACCUUCAUCUUCUUCCCCAAACUCAACCCACUCUUAUCUCAUUAUGUUUUGAGUUUUCCGUCCCUUCGUUGCUCCGAUCGCGCCUCCCGUUCCCGCCGGCCGCCGCACGUCCGAGCUUCUUUGUCACAGCUCGUCUGAGCUCCAUCCAGUUUGCGACUGCAACCACCAGAUCCACCGCCAAGUCGCGCGCUCCGCUCCCCACCACCAGAGACAGGGUUUUCUUUUGUCUCGUCUCUUUGGACUUGAGAAAUGCUGGGAUUUUCAUAUGGAGAAAUAUUUCUGUUGCUUGGAGCCACUGCUGCUGUCAUUGGUCCAAAGGAUUUGCCAAUGAUCUCCAGAACAGCAGGGAGGCUAGCUGGUCGAGCUAUUGGAUACGUACAAUUGGCUCGCGGUCAGUUUGAUAAUGUUAUGCAGCAAUCUCAAGCACGUCAGGUUCACAAGGAACUACAGGACACAAUGGCACAACUAGAUGCUAUUCGUCAUGAAAUUCGAAGUAUAUCAUUUAUGAAUCCUGCCCCAGCCCAAAGGGUUGUGGAUAAUCCUGACCAGACACCUAUCUCAAAUGCUAAUACAGACUGUACGAAACCUGAAGAUACUGGAGUGAAAAAUCCAAUACCCUCUGUUAUCAAGGAUUCAACUUCAAUGCCCUCCAAUUCAUGCAAUAUGCAAAGUCAAGCAACUACUUAUGCUAGAUUGGCAGAGUCCCCUGCCAUAAAGGAUGGCUUAUUGGCAAGUAGUACUGGAGUUGAGAAAGAUGAACAACAGCUUCUUGUCUUACCAAUUUCUGCUGAAAGUUCUGGACUCCUACCAAAUCGUGGGGCAGCUGAUGUGAAAGGAUCUGACAUAGUUCUGGAAGCAAUUUUAGAGGCAGAGGUUGCUCAUAAUGCAAAGGAAUUCUUUUCACAGCCCCAAAAUCAAAUAUGAUUGAUAUGGUAAUCCUACAUAAUACCUUAUUUUUCUUCUUGUUGUAGUGCAUUUGUAAAUUCAAAAUAGUAUAUAUUUAUAUUUUAUGUUGAAGGUAUUGGUCGAUGAUGUUUCUAUUCUUUAGUUACUAGUUUCGAUGAGGUUUCCUCUUUCAAUUCCCUCACUAAAAUAAAAUUUUAGCGAGAUGAUGGCAAAGUAGUAGUUUAAGUUUUUUGUAAUCUUCUAUUUGUCGCGUGGUUGGGGCAUGGAUGAGCUUUUAUGAAAUAUAUUCAGAGUAUGUGUA